Molecule: messenger RNA, 391 nt
Organism: Lactuca sativa (garden lettuce)
Lineage: Eukaryota; Viridiplantae; Streptophyta; Magnoliopsida; Asterales; Asteraceae
Product: NADH dehydrogenase ubiquinone 1 beta subcomplex subunit
Cellular component (GO): respiratory chain complex I; mitochondrial inner membrane
Source: RefSeq, a predicted model, not a curated record
CAAAGGCCAAAACCUAGGGCCAUAGUCGAAGAACUUGAAGGCAGUUUGAGAGCGCAAGAGAGAUGGCAGGAGGAGGGUAUGGGCAAGGAACUUACAAAGGUGUCAAUCUGCAUCAGCCUAAGCGAUGGCAUACAGUCACUGGAAAGGGCAUGUGCGCCAUGAUGUGGUUUUGGAUUCUAUAUCGGGCUAAGCAAGAUGGCCCUGUAGUUCUGGGAUGGAGGCAUCCUUGGGAAGGGCAUGGACAUGGUCAUGGAGAUGAACAUUAGGUGUCACGGAUGAGUGAAAGAGAGCACAAAACUUAUCCAAGAUUCAAUGCUUUUGUGUAUCAAAUAAACGAAUUUUAAGGAACAUGUGAACGAUUUCAUAUAUUAUCUCCAACUCUGUUGUUGAA